This is a messenger RNA of Sciurus carolinensis (gray squirrel), 3265 nucleotides long. RefSeq names its product TBC1 domain family member 10B (gene Tbc1d10b). The record is from RefSeq and is a predicted model, not a curated record. NCBI's taxonomy places the organism in Eukaryota, Metazoa, Chordata, Mammalia, Rodentia, Sciuridae. Bases 1 to 2445 code for a protein of 814 amino acids. The transcript has 9 exons.
AUGGAGACGGGCCCGGCGCCCCUGGUGGCCCCGCCGCGCCGUCAUGGCGCCCCCGCGGCCCCAUCGCCACCGCCCCGGGGUUCCCGGGCCGGGCCCGUCGUGGUGGUGGCUCCGGGACCACCAGUGACUACGGCCACUUCGGCUCCUGUCACCUUGGUGGCCCCCGGGGAGGCGCGGCCCGCCUGGGUCCCCGGGCCGGCCCCGGAGGUCACGGGCAGCACGGUGGUGGUGCUUACUUUGGAGGCCUCACCCGAAGCCCCGAAGACGCAGGUACCCCCCGACCCAGAGCUCCCCGAACCGGCGGCAGUGGCAGUAACCGAGACGUCGGUGGCUUUGGGCUCAGGCGCAGACUCUCGGAAGACGGAGGAGGCUCGAACCUCACCAGCUCCAGGACCAGGAACUCCCACUGGGACCCCCACCAGGACCCCUUCUAGAACGGCACCUGGGGUCCUGACCGCCAAACCCCCGCUUGCCCCCAAGCCAGGAACCACAGUGGCCUCAGGAGUGACUGCACGGGGUGCAGCAGGACAGGUGACAAGUGGACAUGGAGGUGCAACAGCAACAUCAGCAUCAGCAGGACAGGCUCCUGACGACCCCUCAGAGCCUGGCACAGGCCCUCCGGGGACGUGUGAGGCUCCGGUAGCGGUCGUGACGGUGACCCCAGCCCCGGAGCCUGCUGAAAACUCUCAAGACCUGGGCUCCACGUCCAGCCUGGGACCUGGCAUCUCUGGGCCUCGAGGGCAGGCCCCGGACACCCUGAGCUACUUGGACUCUGUGAGCCUCAUGUCUGGAACCUUGGAGUCCUUGGCAGAUGAUGUGAGCUCCAUGGGCUCAGACUCAGAGAUAAAUGGGCUGGCCCUGCGCAAGACGGACAAGUAUGGCUUCCUUGGGGGCAGCCAGUACUCGGGCAGCCUAGAGAGCUCCAUUCCUGUGGAUGUGGCUCGGCAGAGGGAGCUCAAAUGGCUGGAGAUGUUCAAUAACUGGGAUAAAUGGCUGUCACGGCGUUUCCAGAAGGUCAAACUGCGCUGCCGGAAAGGGAUUCCCUCCUCCCUCAGAGCCAAGGCCUGGCAAUACCUGUCUAAUAGCAAGGAACUCCUGGAGCAGAACCCGGGCAAAUUUGAGGAGCUGGAACGGGCCCCUGGGGACCCCAAGUGGCUGGAUGUGAUUGAGAAAGACCUGCACCGCCAGUUUCCUUUCCAUGAGAUGUUUGCUGCUCGAGGGGGGCAUGGGCAACAGGACCUGUACCGAAUUCUGAAGGCCUACACCAUCUACCGGCCUGAUGAGGGCUACUGCCAGGCCCAGGCCCCAGUGGCUGCAGUGCUGCUCAUGCAUAUGCCUGCUGAGCAAGCGUUUUGGUGCCUGGUGCAGAUCUGUGACAAGUAUCUUCCCGGUUACUACAGUGCAGGGCUGGAGGCCAUUCAGCUGGAUGGAGAAAUCUUUUUUGCACUCUUGCGCCGGGCUUCCCCACUGGCACAUCGACACCUACGGCGGCAGCGCAUUGACCCCGUACUCUACAUGACAGAAUGGUUCAUGUGCAUCUUUGCCCGCACCCUGCCUUGGGCUUCAGUGCUUCGCGUCUGGGACAUGUUUUUCUGCGAAGGUGUUAAGAUCAUCUUCCGGGUGGCCCUGGUCUUGCUGCGACAUACACUAGGCUCAGUGGAGAAGCUGCGCUCCUGCCAAGGCAUGUAUGAAACCAUGGAGCAACUGCGCAACCUGCCCCAACAGUGCAUGCAAGAGGACUUCCUGGUACAUGAGGUAACCAACCUCCCAGUGACAGAAGCACUAAUUGAGCGGGAGAAUGCAGCCCAGCUGAAGAAGUGGAGGGAGACCCGGGGAGAGCUGCAGUAUCGGCCUUCACGGAGACUACAUGGCUCCCGGGCCAUCCAUGAAGAGCGAAGGCGGCAACAGCCACCCUUGGGCCCCUCCUCCAGCCUACUCAGUCUCCCAGGCCUCAAGAGCCGAGGCUCUCGGGCAAGUGGAGGGGCCCCCUCCCCACCCCCUCCUGCCCGCAGGGCUAGUGCUGGGCCUGCCCCAGGGCCUGUUGUCACUGCCGAGGGACUGCACCCAUCCCUUCCCUCACCUACUGGCAACAGCACCCCUCUGGGUCCUGGCGGCAAGGAAACCCGGCGGCAGGAGAAGGAGCGGCAGAAACAGGAGAAAGAGCGGGAGAAGGAGCGGCAGAGACAGGAGAAAGAGCGGGAGAGGCAGGAGAAGGAACGGCAGAAGUGGGAAAAAGAGCAAGAGAAAGAACAGCAGAAGCAGGAGAAGGAGCGGCAGAAACAGGAGAAGGAGCAACAGAAACAGGAGAAAGAAAGGCAGAAGCAGGAGAAGAAGGGCCAAGGCCGGAAGCUUUCCCUGCGUCGAAAGGCAGAUGGACCCCCAGCACCCCAGGAUGGUGGGGACAGAUCCUCAGCAGCUGAAGCCCGGCAGGACGCUUACUUCUGACCUCUGCCUGGGGCUGGACUGCAUGGCCCCUCUCUUUUCCCCUCAGCCAAGAGAAGGCCUGGCCUGGGGUGCUCCCCUAGCCCCUCAGCAGGUGUCCCUCUUGAUGAGGAAAGUGGCUUGACUCCCCAUCUCCUUGCCAGCUGCUGAUCCCUACACAACCAGGACAGCCACAGUGCAUGGGGCAGCUGUGACCAAGUCUGGAGACUCUUGUCUCCAGUUAGACCCAGCUGGGGUCUCUGUCACUCCUGCCAGUUCCCUCUGAGGUCCCCUCCCAGGUGCUGUCCUGAUUGGCCUCUUGUCACCACAGGGUGACUCUUGGCAAUGGCAGUUGGCCAUUUGCAGAUUCUUACACUCCAGUGGCUCCCCUUACUCCCAAGUGGAGCUGGGUUCCUUUUCCCUUCUUUGGCCCUGCCUGGUCUCCCCAACUUCCUUUCUGGGGGCCAAGGCUUUCUUCAUUCUACUCCUGAACAUCUCUGUGUUGUAAUUAUGUACAGAGGACUGGGAUGGCCCGGGAUGGGGGUGCUCGCUUUGUCUUUUGUCCUUUAGUUCUCCUGCACUCCAAUUUAUUUAAGGGGACAUGCACUGAAAUAGGAAAUGUCCCCCACUUCCUCACCCACCUUGCUUUGUAUUCUCAGGCCUCUGCUUUGUCUCACUAGGACCCCCAUCCUUUAUCUUAUUCCCUUCCAACCCUCAAGCCCUUGAGUAAGGGGUCUCCCCUUGAGCUCCAGGGGGUGGAAUCCAAUGUUUACAUUCUCUUUCUCAUCUCCCAUCCCGUGCGAUGCUUUGAGGAACCGGAAAAAGAACCUGCUGUUGUACCUGG